UCACCUUUUAAAAAUUACCAAAAUGGAGAUAUCAGAUUGGUAAUGCUCAACCGACCUUAAUUCAGUCGAGUUAGAUUUCUUUGGCGGAAAUCAAAAUGGAAAUCCCGUCGCUGCAUCCUGCCAGGACCUAGAGUUUAAGUCCCAUCAGCCCUUGCGCUCCGCCUCUUUUUCGCUCUCUUCAGAGGCGCUGCUGUUGGGGAGGUUGUCAUUCUUUUGUCGACACCAUGCCUGCCCUCAGGCCCCUCGUCAAACCUAAGAUCGUCAAGAAGAGAACUAAGAAGUUUAUCCGCCACCAGUCGGAUCGUUAUGUCAAGAUAAGGCGCAACUGGCGUAAGCCAAGAGGCAUUGACAACAGAGUGCGCAGGAGAUUCAAGGGCCAGAUUUUGAUGCCCAACAUUGGUUAUGGCAGCAAUAAGAAGACCAAGCACAUGCUGCCCUCGGGAUUCAAAAAGUUUUUGGUGCAUAAUACCAAAGAGCUGGAAGUGCUUUUGAUGUGCAACAAAACUUACUGUGCCGAGAUUGCUCACAAUGUUUCCUCCAAGAGUCGCAAGGUAAUUGUGGAGAGAGCAGCCCAGUUGGCCAUCAAGAUCACCAAUGCAAAUGCCAGACUGCGCAGUGAGGAAAAUGAGUAAACUGCAACUUUAAGCUUAAUAAAACAUCCAAACCACUGCCUGGA
This is a messenger RNA of Ornithorhynchus anatinus (platypus), 676 nucleotides long. It is a transcript of the gene RPL32, whose product is annotated as ribosomal protein L32. Gene Ontology annotation, biological process: translation. The transcript is spliced from 4 exons. Gene Ontology annotation, molecular function: structural constituent of ribosome. Gene Ontology annotation, cellular component: cytosolic large ribosomal subunit; ribosome. Lineage: Eukaryota; Metazoa; Chordata; Mammalia; Monotremata; Ornithorhynchidae. The record is from RefSeq and is a predicted model, not a curated record. Bases 225 to 632 code for a protein of 135 amino acids.